AAUACAGUUGUUUUAAUCUCUUUUUAUCUUUCUUUAAUCUGUUAAUCGAUUUUUUGUCUGUUAAUCAAUUGUAUUAUAUGCUCACAGUAAUAACAUAAAAUCGCUAUUUCCUGAUUAACUAUUAGGCAAUCGUUUGUGAAAUAUCUGUGAUAUUUAACGUUAGCCAGCAUAAUUUGUUUCUUUUCCAUCUUUCAUUUAAAAAAAUGAGUUUUAUUCUAAAAAAAUGCAUUUUAAAUAACCAAAUGGCAUCAAUAUCUUUAAAAUAUUUUUCAACAUCCUCAACUCUUUCAAAGCGGACAACGCUUCUUAAGCAAAUGCUGCAUUCAAACGAACUUGAAUUUAUAAUGGAAGCACACACAGGGUUAGCUGCAAAAAUUGUAGAAGAAGCUGGCUUUAAAGGCAUUUGGGGUAGUGGAUUAUCUAUUUCUGCGUCAAUGGGAGUGCGUGAUAGUAAUGAAGCAUCAUGGACACAAGUGUUAGACCAGUUAGAAUAUAUGACAGAUGCAUCAUCACUUCCUAUAUUACUAGAUGCUGAUACUGGUUAUGGUAAUUUUAACAAUGCUAGAAGGUUAGUGCGAAAAUUAGAACAGCGAGGUGUAGCUGGAGCAUGUCUUGAAGACAAAUUGUUUCCAAAAACAAACUCUUUAUUAGAUGGACGAGCUCAGCCAUUAGCAGAUAUGGAGGAGUUUGCUUUAAAAAUUAAAGCAUGCAAAGAUAGCCAACGAGAUCCUGAUUUCUGCAUUGUUGCUCGUGUUGAGGCUUUUAUAGCUGGCUGGGGAUUAGAAGAAGCAUUAAAGAGAUCACAUGCUUAUGCAGAUGCUGGUGCAGAUGCUAUAUUGAUGCACAGUAAGAAAAAAGACCCUUCAGAAAUUAAAGCUUUUAUGAAGGAAUGGAAAAAUAAAAUUCCUGUUGUGAUUGUUCCAACAAAUUACUAUACAACACCAACAAACGAGUUUCGUGAGUGGGGGGUAUCCAUGGUCAUAUGGGCUAACCAUAAUAUUCGUGCAUCCAUAAAAGCUAUGCAAGACACGUGCAAUACUAUUUAUAAUGACCAAUCCCUUGUUAAUGUUGAAAGCAAGGUUGUACCAGUCAAAGAAAUUUUUCGACUUCAGAACGAUAAAGAAUUAGUGGAAGCUGAAAAAAUAUAUUUGCCACAAAAAUAAAGAUUUAUUUCAAUAUUAUUACAAAAUGCGCUUA
Messenger RNA from Hydra vulgaris (swiftwater hydra), 1197 nucleotides. RefSeq names its product phosphoenolpyruvate phosphomutase. NCBI's taxonomy places the organism in Eukaryota, Metazoa, Cnidaria, Hydrozoa, Anthoathecata, Hydridae. Gene Ontology annotation, molecular function: phosphoenolpyruvate mutase activity. The record is from RefSeq and is a predicted model, not a curated record.